AUGGCGACAAGCAGUGUGACAAAGGCGGGGUCAGUCCACAGCGCGCCUCCAGGGCUCGAUAUAUUCAAAACUCCGGAAAAUACCAUGUUCUAUUCAGCGAACCUGUACCAGAUUCUCGACAAAAGCAAGCAGGAAAUUCGACUUAUCGAGAUUUCUACACAAACUGGCGACGGUAUCCUUGAGUGCAAAUUACUGCCUGCGACGUUGUUGACCAAGGCCCGAAAACAGUAUCUGGCUCUGUCAUAUUGCGCAGGAGACCCGACAGACACAAAGGAAAUCCGAGUAAGUGGCGUCAGGUGUAACAUAUUUGCGAAUUUGCAUCAUGCACUGGUACUAGCUCGUCAGUAUUGGAUGCAAUCGUCUGGACAAGGACCACUCCGACUCUGGGUCGAUCAGUUAUGCAUCAAUCAGCACAAUUUAAGUGAGAGGUCGCACCAAGUCGGCUUCAUGAGGGAGAUUUACCAGUCCGCGGAACGAACUCUGGCUUGCUUAUCGACAUCGCCAACUAGUGGCGAGGGACUGAAAUGGUUCAACGACCUGUGUGACGCUGUCACUUUUCAACAAGACGAUGGGUCAUUGCAAGGCAACAGAGAAGGCGAACUAGGUACUGAAGAGGGGACUGAACCACAAGGGGCAAUCCUUGAAAGGGCCAUACUGUCCGACACCUCCAGACGCAAGCGUAAUAGGCGUUAUACAGAGCAACAGUUUCGCGUACUACACUAUCUCUUGGACCGCACCGGCAGCGACAAGUUUGCCAACGGAUGGAAUGCAUUCUGCGACCUGCUCAGCAGCCCAUGGUGGAAUCGAGCCUGGAUCUGCCAGGAAUUCAUAGUAUCUGGACAAGUGAGUUUUAUGUUCGGACACUAUUCCGCCUCAUGGGAGCGGUGCAGCAAGGUCCUGCAAGACUUUUGCGAAAUACACGGAUGGUUUCUGAUGAACCGGACUCUUUAUCUCCUUUCGAGCGGGCUCCCGAUGGAUGGUCCCGAGGCUUGCCAACUUGACCACAUCCACGACAUCGUUCAGGAAAGAGACCUCCAUCGCCAAGUCGACCAUGUGCGAAACGCAUUGAGGAUGAAGAUCCGCUGGAGCGGCAGCAUGGACAUCAAGACUCUAUUAUCACACUCUCGAUCUUGUAAAUCUUCCGAUGAUCGUGAUCGAGUAUAUGCUAUGCUCGGCUUGGCUUCGCCAGGAUACAACAUCUUUCCUGACUAUUCAAGUGGCUUGAGUGCAAGCGAGGUCAUGAUAAUGACUACCAGAGCAAUAAUCGAAAAGGAAGAUAGUCUAGGUGUCCUAGCGCAAGCUACCAGAUUGGUUCAACGUAAGAAUCUUGACGUCCCUUCCUGGGUGGCCGAUUGGAGCAGUACCGAAGCCGCGGAUAUGGACUUUACGGAUAGGCAACCUCCCAUCUGGAGCAUCAUGCCCCAAGAAUCUCCACAAUGUGCUUUCGAAACCAUUACAGACCCAAACGACCAGAUGCAAGCGUACUGCCUAAGGGUUUAUGGGACCUUCUUUACAAGAAUCAAGGUGGGCAUGAAAUCAUGGCCAGAGGCAGAUUUUAACAGCGUCGAAGGAUGGGUUGGCAACGCUCUUAUCUCCAUUACGGAUGGAGAUGAAGUAUGGAUCUUACAGGGGCUAAGAGUACCCAUUGUCCUGCGGCCAUAUUGUGAUGGGUACCGGGUUGUUAGCUGUGCCUUUAUCACGAAGCGGCCGUCUAAAGAUGAUUUUGGGACACUGGCGUAUAUCCUUGCAGCGGAACGGUCGAAUAGGAGACGCAUAAUACUGUACUAGCGCACGCAUGCCAACUUUAGUCUAGGGCCUGUUUAUAUUUUUGCGGGGAAUGCAAUAUGUACUUUUCGUUCGAACGAAUGUCAUGGUGCUCUAAUUAUAUGCUCGUUUAGCAA
Fusarium verticillioides 7600 is the source of this 1901-nucleotide messenger RNA. RefSeq lists its product as hypothetical. NCBI's taxonomy places the organism in Eukaryota, Fungi, Ascomycota, Sordariomycetes, Hypocreales, Nectriaceae. The record is from RefSeq and is a predicted model, not a curated record. The coding region runs from base 1 to 1788 and encodes 595 amino acids. The transcript has a single exon.